This is a messenger RNA of Quercus robur (English oak), 1968 nucleotides long. RefSeq lists its product as uncharacterized. The record is from RefSeq and is a predicted model, not a curated record. The transcript has 5 exons. The coding region runs from base 99 to 1652 and encodes 517 amino acids. Gene Ontology annotation, molecular function: starch binding. Gene Ontology annotation, cellular component: membrane. Lineage: Eukaryota; Viridiplantae; Streptophyta; Magnoliopsida; Fagales; Fagaceae.
AGAGACAAAAAAAAAAAAAAAAAAAAAAAAACACAUACUAGUUCUCGAAGGAGCCAGCUGAGCUUGAGAGUUACAGUGAGUGAUUGAUCGAGUUAGUGAUGACAACCCUAAGGAGUUCUUCUGCAAAACUCAUCGCGGACAAGUACAGAGACACAGGCUUUUUUGUUUCCCAGAAAGAGUUUCUUCUUACUAGACCCGAAAUUUGUUCCUUAAAGUCACAGAAAGCUGUUAAUUUUGGGUUCUUGAAGUUGAUAUCUUUGCAACACAAGGCUGUACACCCGGUUACUACUUUGUCAUCGAAAACCCAGGCAGACUUGGAUGCUGGUGACACUCAGAUUGAUGAAGAAUCAGACUUGGAAGCUUAUGAAUCGAAGAGUGUUCAAGUCAAAUUCCAGCUACAGAAAGAGUGCAUGUUCGGUGAGCAAUUUCUGAUAGUAGGGGAUGAUCCAAAGUUGGGCUUAUGGGACCCUUCAAGUGCGAUACCACUGGACUGGUCAGAAGGCCAUGUAUGGACUGCUGAGCUGGAUGUGCCUAUUGGAAAAUCAAUCCAGUUCAAGUUCAUACUAAAAGGAAAUGCUGGGAAAAUCUUGUGGCAACCUGGUCCUGAUCGAUUUUUUAAGACAUGGGAAACUAAGAAUACAAUCAUCGUUUGUGAAGAUUGGGAAAAUCCUGAAUUUCAGAAAGUAAUUGAGGGAGAACAACUAGCUAAUCAAAAUGAACAACCGACGGUUAACUCAGAUAUGUUGAUUGUUGCUGAGAAUUUGACUUUUCCAAAAGAUGAGAUGGUGUCUUAUGUAAACGAGGGAUCAGCCAAUGCAGAAAGCAAUACUUCUACAGCAGAAAAUUCAAUUGCAGAACCUCACAAGGCACAAAUUAUUGCCGAUAACAUUGCUCCUUCACAAGAGAAAACUAAAGCUAUUGUUGCAGACAAUAUAAGUUACCCAAAGGAGGACCCCAAAGUGAAUGCAAAGGACAUUCUUGAAAGUAAUGGCAGAGCUCCAACACUCAUUGAAGACAACCUUAAUAAUUAUGGAGGCCCUGUUUUGGUUCCUGGUUUAACUCCAUUGUCAAUAGAGCCAACUGAAGAAGCAAACCAAGAUGAAGGUGAGAAAAGAAUUGCAGUGGAUGUGUCUGUAGGAACCUCUGAAGCUAAGGAUCAUAGCGUGCAAGAAGCAAGCCAAGAUGAAACCAAGAAAAGAAAUGCAAUUGAUGCCUCCAUUGGAACCCCUGAAGCUAAGGAUCAUAGCCUGCAAGAAGCAAGCCAAGAUGAAACCAAGAAAAGAAAUGCAAUUGAUGCCUCCAUUGGAACCUCUGAAGCUAAGGAUCAUAGCAUGCAAGAAGCAAGCCAAGAUGAAACUGAGAAAAGCAAUGCAGUUGAUGCCUUAAUUGGAACCUAUGAAGCCCAGGGUCAUAAUGUGUCGGAGUUAGAUGAGAAGCAAGAACAGCAUGGUGACCCACCUCAACUAGCACCUACCAAGAUUUACAAUGGUGAGGAAGAACAGCUUGAUAGCAAUUUUAAACAAAAUCAUUAUCCAUCAAAAAUAGAAGGGCAGCACGACUCAAAGCCAAUCGACAAUGAUGUCUUGCAAAGUGACAUCCAGUGGGGUCGCAAAACGCUGCAGAAGCUACUAACUAAUUUAGGAUUGCUUUAGCAUCAACUUGUUUGAUCUUGGGAGAAAUUUUAUGAAAGCCACUCAAGCUUAUGACUCUGCUUCUUCACAGUGACCUGGCAUUCAGGAUGGUUGUGUGGAGCAUUGGUAGUGGUUGUUGUUGUUGUUGUAUGUGGAAAUGAAAUUUGUUACCUCAGCCUGAUAUUGUUGUAUGCUAUAUAGUAUGAGAGUGCUCAAGUUUUUUAUUUCUUCUACAGGUUUGAUGAUCUUUUCAAUGUGCCAAAUGGAUUUGACUACAAUUAUUUGUGGGAACCAAAAUUGAUUCUGGUUAUAGUUUAACCGUGAAGGUUCUGUAAAA